Molecule: messenger RNA, 1370 nt
Organism: Rhodotorula graminis WP1
Lineage: Eukaryota; Fungi; Basidiomycota; Microbotryomycetes; Sporidiobolales; Sporidiobolaceae
Exons: 3
Source: RefSeq, a predicted model, not a curated record
AUGCACUAUCCGCCAGUCCCGUACCCGCCCAACACCGCCGACGUCGACCUCGGCGAGCACCCUGACGCGGGCCUGGCCUCGUGCGAGUCCGCCUCGUCGAGCUCGCCUCCCGCGCCCAAGUCGACCCAGGACGAUCCUAUGCCGCGCCCUCGGAGCCCUCGCACCGCCCGCUCGCCCUUCAAGCGCCCCGCCCCGACCUCCUCACCCUCGCACGACGCUCGCCUCGGCUCCACACCGAGCGCACACGCUCGCUCGGCGUCGCCGACGCCGCAUCGUGCCGCUGAGUUCACCUGGAGCCAGCCGGUCGCGCCGUCGAAGCGCGCGAGGGCGCCGGCGGGGUUCCCGUUCAAGGCGCCAAAGAGCGCCCGCUCGCCGGUCGGCGAGCGCUCGAGCAAGAGGCGGAAGGGGGCGGUCGAGGAGGAUCCGACAAAGAUGCUCUCCGCCGACCCGCGCUCGACCCGCUCCCUCGCCACCCCGACUCGCUCCUCCUCAACCACCUCCUCGUCCACCAGCCCGUCCUCCUCCCCCUCGACCUCUCCCUUCCCCACCUCGCGCCCCUUCCCCACGCCAACCCGCACGACGUCCGCCCUCGUCGCCGACUACCGCGCCGCGCUCGCCGACGAGGCCACUUUCCGCGGCAUCACCGAGGCCGAGCUGCGCGAGUCGCUCGCGAGGCGCGACGAGGACGAGGGCGAGGACGAGCUGCGGCCGCUUGACGUCGAGCUGCGCGAGAGGGGCUGGGGCGCGCCGCGAGAGGGAGGAGGAUCGAGGCGCGAGCGGCUGUCGAUGCGCUCGACGGUCGGCGGCGGCGGCGGGGCGGCUCGCUCGCCCUCUCCGCCUCCAGCGUCCACCUCGUCCCACCCAACCAAGCGCUCCCGCGCCCCCCCCCCCGCCGCCUCGACCCUACGCAAGGCGUUCCGCGCGCCGCGCCCCGUCGAGCGCGCUCCCUCGCCGCCGUCGGGCGAGGACGACGACGACGAGCUUCUCGUCGCGCUCGACAGGGCGAUCGCGGCAUCUUCGGUGCGCUCUGGCAGCGGCACCGCGCGGCGUGGCGGCUCGGGCGCGAGCACGGGAGCUGGAGCGGCGGCGGCGGGAGGGGCGGCGGGACGCGCAGGAGCGAGCGGGGCGCUUGCGCCGGGACGGGCGGGCUCGUGAGCGUCGAGGAGGGCGGCGAGGAAGGUGUACGGGGGUUCGCGCUGGGUCGGGCGGCGAGCCGUGGAGGAGAGGAGGUCGGAGCGCCGAGCGCGCGAGGAGACGGUGGGAGCGCUUGACGGGCCGCGGGGGGUUGCGCUUGAAGGAGGACGGCGAGUGUGUCGAUUUGAGUAGCUAAGGGUCGGCGGAUGACCGAGAAUGCGCUGUGUCCCAGCUGG